Molecule: messenger RNA, 1964 nt
Organism: Benincasa hispida (wax gourd)
Lineage: Eukaryota; Viridiplantae; Streptophyta; Magnoliopsida; Cucurbitales; Cucurbitaceae
Product: putative xyloglucan galactosyltransferase GT17
Molecular function (GO): glycosyltransferase activity
Source: RefSeq, a predicted model, not a curated record
AGGUAAACAUGAUUGAUAUAUUUUUUUUAAAUUAUAAUAUAUGUAAUGUGUUAUGAUUAGUCAAUUGCAUAAAAUUACAUAUUGAUACAAGUCAUCGCUUUUGUCUUGGUUUAGAUGUAUCCUGACCCUCACAUCCUUCCUUUUUUUUAAUUUUUCUUUUUGCAUGACUCUUUAUAUAUGCAUUCAUUGCCUUCCUCCUUUUCUUCUUUGUGAGGCUCAAUCAAAUUCCUCUUAAUUGCUUCGCUUUUGUUCCCCAUAUCGUCUCUGUUUUCUUCUUCUUCCUAUGUUUCCUGAAUUUCUCUCUAUGUUUUCCAAGAAACAAACAACGAUUCCCAUUAUUCCAUUAAAUGAGAGAGAAAAAAACUUCAAAAAUAAAAAACCUCACGCUUCUUCUUCAUUCAUUAUCAAGCCUUACAUCAUUUACAAUUCCUUUAUUCUUCUUUCUUUCAUUCUUUGGUUUCUAAUUCUCUUCGUUUGUUUCCCAAAAUCAACACUGACAAACUCCAACUCCGACAACCAAAGUAAUCAUAAUUUGGUCCCCACUUGCGACGGAGCUCCAUAUGUCUAUGUGUACGACUUGCCGUCCGAGUUUAACGUUGCCCUUCUCCAAGACUGCCGCCACCUCAGCAUCUACACCGACAUGUGUCCCCACGUGGCAAAUCGCGGCCUCGGCCGCCAAGUCUCCACCAUCUCCACCGCCGCCAACAGUUGGUUCGCCACCCAUCAAUUCAUAGCCGAGAUGAUCUUUCACGCGCGUAUGGAAAAUCACCCGUGUCGCACACGCGAUCCCAACAUCGCUAAUUUAUUCUACAUCCCUUUCUACGGUGGGCUCCACGCAUCCAGCAAGUUUCGUGAACCGAACAUCACGGAGCGAGACGCGCUGGCCGUUCGAUUGGUUGACUAUAUUCAAUCACAACGCACGUGGCGGAAGAAUAACGGACGUGAUCAUUUCCUCGCACUAGGAAGAACCGCUUGGGACUUCAUGAGGAAUAAUGCAAAUGGGCCGGACUUCGGGGCGAAUUGUUUGCUGAAUCUAAACGCGGUUCAAAACAUGUCGGUGUUGACCGUGGAGCGAAGCCCAUGGACCGGGUCGAACCAAUUCGGUAUACCUUACGCGUCUUAUUUCCACCCGUCCACGUCGGAUGAGAUGAAGACGUGGCAAAACAAAAUGAGACAAUCGGAGCGGCCCCACUUGUUUACGUUCAUCGGGGCCCCACGUAAGGGUUUAGAGAAAGCUGCGAUACGGAACGACAUCAUACAACAAUGCGACAUGUCGUCAAAAUGCAAACUGGUGAAUUGCCGGGGGGAACGGGGGAAGGAAUGUUACGAUCCAGGGCAAGUUUUGAGAAUUAUGAGCGAAUCGGAAUUCUGCCUGCAGGCGCCAGGGGAUUCGUUCACUCGGCGGUCGACGUUCGAUUCGAUAUUGGCGGGGUGUAUUCCGGUGUUCUUCUCGCCGCACACGGCGUACACGCAGUAUUUAUGGUACUUGCCGGAGAAGGCAAGGGAUUAUUCUGUGUACAUUGAUGAAAAAGGGGAAGGAAGGAAGAAGAUUGAGGAAGUGCUUUUGAAGAUACCGAGAGAGAGAGUGAAGAAACUGAGAGAGAGGGUUGUGAAACUGAUUCCGAAAAUGACGUAUAAGCACCCCAAUUCCACUGAUUUUAAGUUCAAGGAUGCCGUUGAUGUUGCCCUCGCCGCACUAUCCAAGCGCAUGUCGUCUUCAGUGGGCGUGGGCGGGGGCGGCGGCGACGAUAUGUCCUAAUUGAAUUAUUUACUUUGUAGAGAUUGUUAUUUUUUCUGUUUUUUUGGGUGGAUUUACACCUGGAGAUUCCUAACAAGAAUAAUUUCCUUAUACAUUUUUAUACAGUUAUGGUAUAGAGUUAUUGAAUUUUGAAUCUCCAAUCUGUACAAGUUCAAUUGAACAAUCUUGAAAAUUUUCUAUUUAAAGAAAGUAAAGAGUAAAUGUG